Messenger RNA from Achroia grisella, 1603 nucleotides. RefSeq names its product progestin and adipoQ receptor family member 3. The transcript is spliced from 7 exons. Gene Ontology annotation, molecular function: signaling receptor activity. The record is from RefSeq and is a predicted model, not a curated record. Lineage: Eukaryota; Metazoa; Arthropoda; Insecta; Lepidoptera; Pyralidae. Bases 353 to 1378 code for a protein of 341 amino acids. Gene Ontology annotation, cellular component: membrane.
GUUGUAAUGCAGUCUUUUUUCUUAAAACUGUCUUCGUUUUUAAAUUAAUAUUGGAAUAUAUUUAUUUCAAAUAUAUUUAUUACAGAAUUCAAAAUUCUACUUUUUGUGGUGUGAGUUAAGGAUUUCAUUUGAAAUUAGAAAUACCUAUAUAAGUGGAAUGUUCUGUUUUGCAAUUUACAGAUCGUAAUUAUUAGUGAUUGGCUUAUUUAAGUACAUUAAAAGUUUCAAUUGUGAAAUUCUAAAUGCAAUAGUAACGUACAAAACAAAGUUUAAAUAAUCUUCUGACUCUGUUAGAAAGAUCCUUCUUGACUCCUUUAGUUUUAAUUAGGAGACUCGGAAGAGAAGUGAAAUUAUGUCUCUGACUAUGACCAAAAAAGUGAUAGAAUGCCAAGCAGAAACUGUGCAAUUUAUGCCAAUAGAAAAAGUAGAAAAUGAAUGUAACACAGAGACUUAUAGUUCCGGCAGCACCCUCCUCAAACGUGGCAAGAAAUUGGAAGACAACAAUAACUUGACCAAAGAUGAUUUGGAAUAUAUUAACUAUAGACAGUUGUUAAAGUAUGAGGAGGCACCAGAAUAUUUGCAACAUAAUCCUUACAUAAGAGAUGGGUAUCGGAAAUUGUUGCCAACAAAAUUAUGCUGGGAGAGUGUAUUCUGGUGGACAAAUGAAACUAUGAACAUAUGGACCCACGUAUUCGGGUUCCUCCUAAUCAUGUUUCUGACAAUCAAUGAUCUCUUACUUAUAAAUAUUCACGCCACAGUUACGGACAAAGUCGUGGCAGCUAUAUUGUUUUCUUGCUUUUUGAUAUGUAUGGCACUUUCGGCAUUGUACCACACAUUCUCUUGCCGCUCGGAGACUGACUAUAACACUUUCUUGAUGUACGACUUAUUUGGAAUAGCGCUUUCAUUGCUGGCCAUAUAUACAUCCGGAGUAUACUACGCGUUUUGGUGUAAUUACGAGCUGAAAAUGUUCUACAUGACGUCAGUGACGGUGAUAUUCGCCGUUGCGAUGGCACUGCAAAUACCCAGGCUGAAUGUGCCGUAUCUGGUGAAGAUGUGCGUGUUCAUCGGAUGGGCUGCGUACGGUGUGCUGCCCACGCUGCACUGGACCUACACCAUGGGUGGUUUUGAUAAUCCUAUGGUUCAGAUAUUCUUCCCAAGAGUUAUAGGAAUGUACAUAAUUAGUGGGACUGCAUUCACAAUAUAUGCAUUUAAGAUCCCAGAAGUUUGGUUCCCUGGUAAAGUGGACUACAUCGGCCACUCUCACCAGUGGUGGCACAUUUUAGUACUCGGUGCUCUUUACUACUGGCAUAACACUGCGAUGAUGUACGUUCAGUACAGAAUGAACCACGGCUGCGCGAAUACCAUGAGGAUAUUUUAGUUCAAGUAUUAUAUAAGUUAGCUAGUUAUAAUUUUAUAAAUAUGAUUAUUAUUAAUAGGGUAUUGUUUUUCAUGGACUUAAUAAAAUAGAAGUAGUGUUUUUAUCUAUUUUGAAUUAAAAAUAACCCUUGUGAUAACUGUCCAUUAUAAUAUUUAAGCCAAUAUGUAGCUUGACGAUUUUUUAUCUAAAAUAUUAUAUAGGUGUAACACCUUGUCAUAAGGAUUU